Molecule: messenger RNA, 730 nt
Organism: Microplitis demolitor
Lineage: Eukaryota; Metazoa; Arthropoda; Insecta; Hymenoptera; Braconidae
Product: peptidoglycan recognition protein
Exons: 2
Coding region: 107-730 (207 amino acids)
Biological process (GO): peptidoglycan catabolic process
Molecular function (GO): N-acetylmuramoyl-L-alanine amidase activity; zinc ion binding
Source: RefSeq, a predicted model, not a curated record
GUUAAGCAAUUUGUCGUCUUUUGAAAGUAUUUAAGAAUCAAACAUCUAAAAUUAAUUAGUCAGUAGAGAAUAAUCUUGACGGCUUAAGACUCUUGUAUCAACCAAAAUGUUCAAGUUAUCGAUAAUUAAUUACAUUUUUUCUAUGAUAAUUAUUGUGAAGAUUGACGGAUACUUCAUUGAUGAUGAUGGCGAAUUCUCGCACUCACUCGUCAACGAAAAUGACUAUUCACCGGAUAAGCUGGUGUUUGUCAGCCGCACUGAGUGGAAAGCUCUGUCAAUGAUGAAACCACUUGAGAAAUUGGAUGUGAUUCCGACUCCGUAUGUUAUGAUUUAUCACACGGGAUCUGAAACAUGCUUCUAUUUAGAGGCUUGUGCCGCGAUUCUCCGACGUAUGCAGGCCCAAUAUAUGGUGAACUAUCCUGGGGACCGGGACAUUGGUUUCAACUUUGUCAUCAGCGGUGACGGCAGCGUGUAUGUCGGACGCGGAUGGAACACCGUUGGCGCUCACACCCUUGGACUCAACAGGAAGAGCAUCGGGAUCGCUUUAAUUGGAACAUUUUACGACAAAUCACCAUCUGCUAACCAAAUAUUUACGUUGAUAAAUCUUAUCAAAUAUGGCGUCAACGAUCAUCACAUUGAUAUAGAAUUUAAAUAUUACUCUUAUCCUGAUAUAAGUAUUUUUAUGACUGACAACAAACUGGCCAAUAUCACCCAUUUAAUGAAGCCAUAA